AUGGCCGACGAAACACCAAAAACCGACAAACCAUUCGGUCACCUCGACGGUACGUCUACUGCAACUCCGGCGACAAAGCAGCAGUGGAUAGAACACGACGGCCUCGUCAAAAUAUGGAUCUACGGCACUAUUUCAGAAUCGAUCCUCAACACUGUUCUCAAGACCAAAGCGACUGCUCGUGAGCUUUGGCUAACUAUCGAAAACUUAUUUCGCGACAACAAGGAGGCCCAUGCUAUGCAAUACGACACCGAACUGCGAACCCUCACAAUUGGCGACUUCAGCUUCGUAGAGUAUUGCAAAUGUCUCAAAACACUUUCUGAUCUCCUCGCUAAUGUCGACUCACCUGUCACCAACCGUCAACUUGUCAUGUACAUCUUAAACGGCCUGACCAACAAGUUCGACUCCAUCAUCAACGUGAUCAAGCACAAGACACCAUACCCCUCAUUCACUGUUGCCCGCUCAAUGUUACAACUGGAAGAGGAUCGACUCUCCAAGCAUGUGAAGCCAGCCAUAAGCCCACCGUCCAACACUUCAUCACCUGACAUCCUAUACACCACUACUGAACAACACUCUGGUCGCGGUUCAUCAUCUGGAUACAACAACCGUGGCACACAUAGAGGUCGCGGUCGUGCGGUCGUCAUAACAGAGGAAGGGGUCGUCACAACAACAAUUGGUCGUACAACAACCACCCAUGGGGCUAUGGGUAUCCACCAUACCUAA
Messenger RNA from Camelina sativa (false flax), 720 nucleotides. The record is from RefSeq and is a predicted model, not a curated record. Lineage: Eukaryota; Viridiplantae; Streptophyta; Magnoliopsida; Brassicales; Brassicaceae.